Acipenser ruthenus (sterlet) is the source of this 4815-nucleotide messenger RNA. RefSeq names its product extracellular calcium-sensing receptor-like. Lineage: Eukaryota; Metazoa; Chordata; Actinopteri; Acipenseriformes; Acipenseridae. The record is from RefSeq and is a predicted model, not a curated record. Bases 2036 to 4624 code for a protein of 862 amino acids. Gene Ontology annotation, molecular function: G protein-coupled receptor activity. Gene Ontology annotation, cellular component: membrane. The transcript has 6 exons. Gene Ontology annotation, biological process: G protein-coupled receptor signaling pathway.
UCUAAAAACGAAAAAAGUGCUAUGUAAUGAUUCCAUAAUGGUAGAACAUUGCUUAGGUGACCCAGCAGUGUAAAAAUACCGGUAUUACGUAUCAAGACACAUAGGGUCGAUUGCAGUGUACCUGUUAGUCCAUUUUAAUAAAGUGCCGCACAAGAUACUCUGUAUUUAAAUAAUAUAAAAGCAUGCACGUCUGAUGUAUUCAAUUUAACCUGAAAUGUCAGUGUAAUGUGUAUUAAAUAUAAACAACACAUUUAUAACUUAAUGUUCAGUGUCAAGCAGCAAGAGGCUACCGGCAGGUUAAAAUGCAAGUAUGAUCCGUGUGCGGAAUGUGCAGAAAAAGACAUGUAGUAGGCUACAAUUAUAUUAUGAAUAUGGGGGUACUUUUACUUAAAUGUGUUUGCCCGAAUCACGCCUAAUGUAAUAGAAACGAUUUUACCAUUUUAUCAUUAAUAUAUUAAUUAUUUGUUUUUUUCAUACUUUUUCAUAUUUUUGACUUUUUUGCAGGUUCAAUAUCUUCAUGUGCGAGUUUGUCUUCACACUUUACAUUGUGAAUUUCCAUCAGCAUUUGUAAUGGCUUAUUAUGGGUUAGUCCUCAUUAUCGGUCUAACUUGUUCCACUUGUUCAGGUCAGCUAAUCCAAUUUUCAGGAUUCACUUUUUGGUACACUGCAGUCAGGACUAACUUUGUACAGAGCUGCAGGAUUUGCUAGACUGCAUUUUAAUCCACUUGAUGUGGACUAAGGCUGGGAUCAAAUCAAAACUUUGACAACUCGCUAAUCGCACUUAACAAAACUGUAUUUAAUUGCGUUUUCUUUUUAUGAGUAGAAGAAAUAAGAUACUUACAAAACAAACACAAAGCUAUUAAAUACAGUUUUGUUAAGUGUGAUUAGCGGGUUGUCAAAGUUUUGAUUUGGUCCGGGCCUAAGUCACUGUAUGCUGCAAUCGACCCAUACCUUCAAAAACAUUUAGCAGGUGUUGUUUCCAGAUUAUUAUUAUUAUUUAUUUAUUUAUUAGCAGACACCCUUAUGCAGGGUGACUUACACUUGUCACAAGAUCUCACAUUAUUUUUACAUUAUAUAUAUUUUUUCUUAAAAAACAUUAUUUUUACAUACAAUUACCCAUUUAUACAGUUGGGUUUUUACUGGAGCAAUCUAGGUAAAGUACCUUGCUCAAGGGUACAGCAGCAGUGUCCCCCACCAGGGAUUGAACCCACGAACCCAAGAGUCCAGAGCCCUAACCACUACUCCACACUGCUGCACAAUUUAACCUGCACAGUCAAACCUGGGUUUCUGACAAGUUGUUAAGAUAAUAACAAGUGCACAUUAAAUGUUUUUAAUUAAAAUAAAGCAAUAAAACGAAACCAGGAACAGAUAUCGAGGAAGCAACCAAAGAUCUUUUUUGUUUUUCAUGAGCACAGAAUGUUGCUGAUCCUACCGCCUGCUAACCAGCCUUCAAUUCAAGAGAGCUUUGAUGCCAUCUUGUGGAGGUUCCACACACAAAAUAUCUUUGAUCCAAAAUAAAUGGGAAUAAAAGCAGCCUUUUGAACAUGAAGCUUCAUACCAAAAAAGGCUGUUUCCUAUUUUUAAAGUUGUCACUAACAAAACAAGGCUAAGUAAAAAAAAAAAAAACAUUUUAAAAAAUGUGGAAAUAGUUACUUUCCUUUGCACUUUGACUUAAAAAAAAAAAAAAAACCUAGAUAAAUCACGGUCCAGUGUUUUUGAUUAAGGAUAACAAAAACAAACCUCGAAAGGGUCACACGUAAAAAGGUGAUUUUUUAAAAUGAUUAUUAUCAUACCCCCCCCCUUCUUAACAUAAUUCAGGUUAACAAAUAGACAGGCAAAGCCACGUUUUAGUGUGGCUAGUGGUUAUUUAAAAUAUCAUAAACAUACAAAAAUAAAAUAAAUUGCCAAAGGCUUCACAAUUAUGCAAAUGUAUAUAACACUGUGUCCCUGUUGGGACAGUGUAAUACCAGGUUGUUUAUUUGGAAGCUUAUAAAACCCAAUCCUUCUCAUGUUUUGACAGAUUCUCAACAUUAAAAUGGGUGUUGCUUUUUGUCUCAUAUUCCUCUAUUGUGCUGUGUUGGGAGCUGGGGAACCUCAAUGCAGACUUAAUGGAAGGUUCACUCCAUCAGCUUUAUCCCAAGAUGGAGAUGUUGUUAUUGGUGGGAUCUUUACUCUUCAUUACAAGGGAGCAGUUCCACAGAUAUCUUACAGUACCAGUCCAAAAAACCCAGGAUGCAUAGGUUUCAAUUUAAGGGCUUUCCGUUGGGCACAAGGAAUGAUUUUUGCAAUAGAGGAAAUUAAUCAAAAUCCAAGCUUGCUUCCGAAUGUAACGCUGGGCUACAGGAUCCAGGACUCGUGUGCUAACCCUCCAGAAUCCCUCAGAGCAGCUCUAACUCUAGUGAAUGGUGAGGAGCAAACCACUUCAAACUUCACAUGCAAGGAGGGCUCUCCUGUGGUUGCAGUCAUUGGCUGCUCUGGGUCAACUCAGUCAAUUACAAUAGCAAGGCUGCUGGGGUCUUUUGGUAUACCACAGAUAAGUUAUUUCUCUUCCUGCGCAUGCCUCAGCAACAAGCAUGAAUUCCCCACAUUUUUCCGAACAAUACCCAGUGAUUAUUUCCAAAUAAAAGCUUGGGUGAAAGUUGUGAAGCAUUUUGGUUGGACUUGGGUAGGAGCUUUUGGUUCAGAUGAUGCAUAUGGUCAAUUUGGAAUCCAAUCUUUUUCGAAAGAAGUGAAGGACAUUAAUGUCUGCGUCGCUUUUGCUGAAUACUUUCCAGCAGUUUAUACAAAGGAAAAAAUCCUUGAACAUGUAGAACUUAUUAAAAAAACAAGAGUAAAGGUGAUUCUUGUCUUUGCCACCGAGAUAGAUGUUUACAUAUUGAUAAAUGAACUUGUGGUGCAGAACGUUACAGGAAUUGUUUGGCUGGCCAGUGAAAGCUGGGCCACUGCCGGACUUCUAUCAACCAAAGAAAAGUUUGGAACACUCGGGGGCUCAUUGGGGCUAGGAAUUCAGAGAGCUAAUAUUAAAGGAUUAAAGGACUUUCUUCUCAGGAUCCAUCCUUCCCAGUAUCCAGGAAAUGUCUAUGUGAAGGAGUUUUGGGAAGAAACAUUUAAUUGUGCUCUAAAAUCUCAUGACUCCUUGGAGAAUCCUCAGUCGUUGUACCCAGAGAAGAUAUGCAGUGGUUUGGAGGAUUUAAAAACUGCUGAAAACAUUUAUACAGAUGUCUCACAGUUAAGAAUAACAUACAACACAUACAAAGGGGUUUAUGCUAUUGCCCACGCGCUAAACAAAAUCUUGCUCUGUGAAAAUGAGAAAGGCAACAAGACGUGUCCGGACAUAGGAAAUAUUAAGCCCUGGCAGGUUACACAGAGCUUGAAGGAAGUCAAAUUUAAAACACAAACUGGAGAGGAAGUACAGUUUGAUGAAAACGGGGACCCAUUUCCCGCUUAUGAUAUAAUUAAUUGGCAAUUAGACACAAACGGCAACGUGCAGUACGUGGACAUAGGCUACUACGAUGGGUCAGCACCCCCAGGACAUGAACUUGUAAUAAAUGAGGAUGCUAUAAUCUGGAAUGGUGGUCAAAAGACAGUUAUACGGUCUGUGUGCAGUGAAAGCUGCCCACCAGGGACAAGAAAGGCAUCUCGAGAAGGAGAACCUAUCUGUUGCUUUGACUGUGUGUCGUGUGCACAAGAUGAAAUCAGUAACACAACAGAUUCAAUAGAUUGUAUACAAUGCCCAUGGAAUUACUGGCCAAACCCAAUGAAAAACACCUGCAUUCCGAAAGUGAUCGAGUUUCUUUCCUUUGGAGAAAUCAUGGGGAUUAUACUGUCUGUUCUAGGAGUUUUCGGAGCGUGCCUGACACUGUUUGUUGCUGCUGUUUUCUUUCAUUUCAGAAGCACACCUAUUGUACGUGCUAACAAUUCUGAAAUUAGUUUUCUGCUCUUGUUUGCAAUACUACUUUGUUUCCUCUGUUCCCUCUUGUUUAUUGGUGAGCCAUCCCCCUGGUCCUGUAUGUUAAAACAUGCAGCAUUUGGAAUUACAUUUGUUCUUUGCAUUUCCUGUGUUUUGGGUAAAACAUUAGUAGUAUUGAUGGCAUUUAAAUCGACACUUCCAGGAAACAACAUCAUGAAGUGGUUUGGUCCCAUGCAGCAAAGACUGAGUAUAUUUUUCUUUACAUUUAUUCAAGUAUUAAUAUGCAUCCUCUGGCUUGUAAUUGCACCCCCAUUUCCACAAAAGAAUGCAAAGCUUUUUAACAGUAGAAUUAUUUUCGAGUGUGAUUUAGGAUCAGUCACAGCAUUUUGCUGUGUUCUAGGCUAUAUUGGAAUCUUGUCUAUCUUGUGCUUCAUUUUAGCAUUUCUAGCAAGAAAGCUGCCUGACAAUUUUAACGAGGCAAAAUACAUAACAUUUAGUAUGUUAAUAUUCUGUGCCGUGUGGAUAACAUUCAUCCCUGCUUAUGUAAGUUCCCCUGGAAAAUACACUGUCGCAGUUGAAAUAUUUGCCAUUCUGUCUUCUAGUUUUGGGGUGCUCAUAUGUAUAUUUGCUCCAAAAUGUUACAUUAUAUUGCUUAAUCCUGAGAAGAAUACAAAGAAGCACUUACUGGGCAGGCCGGGCACAGGCAAAGUUUAAUUUGUAAGAGUUUCACACUGUUUAUGAAAACAUUGCUCUUUGUACUGUACACAUGUUUAUUAGUGGAUUUUGAAUGCAUUAAAUAAUACACUCUCCCUCUGUUUCUGUAUUUUUCAUUUCACCACUAGGGUGUGCUGUUAAAUCAGAAUGGUUGAGAUGCGAGCAGGUUAUGCAUGUAUCCAGGACAGGGC